UAUAAAAAAGUAUUUGUGCUCACUUCCGGGCUCACCGCACUACGCAGCAAAACCCACACAAACUAGAUGUGCACAGGCAUCAUUACAUCAACAUGGAGAAAACUAAACUUAGUGCGGAUUACUACUCGAAGACUUUUCAGAUUUAUGCCAAAGCAUGUAACAAGUUUGCAGAGUUUGAACAAUGGGUGGAAGACGUGUUUCCAAAACUGGUAUUGGAUAAGUUGACGGAGAGUUUUUCGGUGGACACCAAAAUUAACGUACUCGGAGUUGGCAGUGGCUCGGGGGAGAUGGACAGUAAAAUGGCAACAAGCAUCAAAUCCCGUUUUCCUUCUGUCCGUAAUGUCAUCGUUGAUCCCGGCAAUAAACAACUGGAUCUCUACCGCUUACUCGUCGAGGUCAAUGGCUUCCUAGGAGGCAUCGAGUUUGACUUCCAUGAAGUGGGCAUCGAUAAGUUUCUAAUCAGUGAGGGCAAGCCCCCGCCUAAAUACCACUUCAUCAACGCAGUCCAAUCUCUUUACUAUGUUGAUGAUAUGAAAGACACGGUACAGGUUCUGUACCGUCGCUUGGAGCCAGGUGGAAUCUUUUUGAUAACUAUGAUUUCAUCUACAACAAAUGCCAGUUGGAAGUUAUGGAAUCGUUACCCGCCUGCGCAGAGGUACGACUCCUCGGACUUCUUGAAGCAAAUCUUAUCAUCACUCGACAUCGCCUUCGAAGAACACCAUCAUGUCAACAACCUCGACAUCGCUCACUGCUUCGAUGAAGGAUCCGAGGAGGGAACCUACCUGCUGGAUUAUCUGACCCAGACCUCUAACUUCCGGGGCACGGUGUCACCCGAACAUCACAAGGAGGUGAAGGAUUUUAUGAUCUCUGACCAGUGCUCGGAGAAAAAAGAAGACGGUGCGAUCGUGUUCACCAACGAUUGGGAUGCUAUCGUGAUACAGAAACCACUCUGAAUAAUAGUUUCAGCAAAAUCAUCAUUCAUUUCUAGAUCGUGAUGAUAGUUGUUAGCAUUGGGACAUAAUAUGAUUCACGAACAGGAUCAAAUUUCUAUAUUCUAAUCAUGUCUUUAAACGCUUCAUCGGUCAAGAGUCGAUUUUGAUGCCACCGUUGGUCUUUCUCCAUUAUCUUUCCGCAAAAUUUUAGGCGGUGAACUUUGGUACCCCCUUCCCAAACUGACAACAUGAAAUUACCACUCCUUUUAACAUAGAUAUUACAAAUAACAUUAUUAUUCUUUAAAUAGGGUCCAUGCAGAACUUUCUUACUAAGACGUGAAAGGGCAAUAGCAAUGAUGAUAAUUUGUUGACACACAUUCCGAUUUCGAUACAAACAGUAUACCUUAAAGGGGGGUGGUCCCUAUGCAAACGUUGGUUUUAGUAUAAAAAAAAACACACACACAAACACAAAAGACACAACAAAAGAAACAAUACAGUGAAUAUUUGGCCAAAAUCUGUAGACUAAUAAAGAAGUUCAUGUUUGCACACUAAACGCAACGCUUAUAGCUCCUCAUUGAAUGUAAUUUUGCACCGUAUAAGUGGUAAAGAUGCAAAAUUGCCAGUGUGCACCCUAAAUGUGCGAUUUGGACUUCUUGGUUUGCAAAUAUUUAUGCGUCCAAAAGGUGCAAAUUUUUAAAAAGCACCAUAGGGUGCAGAAUUGCACUCACAAAGGAACUCCCAGAAUUGCAAUUGAAAUGGUGCAAAAUUUUACAUUUAUUUAUAAGUGUGCACAUAACUGGCUAUUCACAUUUAUGAUAGUAUAAUAUGAUAAACUCGUGAAUAAAACACAUGCUGUUACUUUGAGGUAUAUCGAAGAUAUUUUAAUAAAAACAAUACUGUACAACAACGAUAACGGAUAAGAAAGUUUCUACGACAAAUAUAUUUACAGGUAACAUUCUUAUUGUAUGCUCAAAUGAAGGCUGCUUACGUGUUCUAAAAAACAAAUUCAAAGCACAAUCUCUAUAAAUUUUCGGAUAGUGAAAAUGAGACAACAUAAAAUGUACAAUGGUAUGUAAGAAUUAAAUAAUAACAGAAACCUUCUCAAUUAGUUAUCAUAUACAAAUAUAUUUGCAUUGCGUCAUUAUUUGUUAACGUUUGGUAUUGGCAGAACAAGUAUAGAAUUAGUGAUUUGCAUCCAUUCCAUAUGGUAUAUCAGGAGUCGCUAUCGUAUCAUUUUUUUUAUUUAGGUUCGCUAUCAUAUUCAUGUUUUUAUCAGGAAAUAUGAUGUGUUUAAAAGUUUCUAACAAAACAGUUUUUCGAUUACGAAAGAAUAUCUUCCCUCUCCAGAAAACGAGAAUGGUUAUAAAUAUAAGUGCUCUAUAGUGGGGAAAGAGGGGGGGGGGGGGGGUUGGGGUUCAGUUUUAUGCCAAUAUUCCUCCUUCAUAAAAAGCUUAUUGGAAUUGUCCUUUAAUAUACGCUGUGAGCUAGAAAUCUUACUUAUUGGUAUAAUUCAAAUAGAAUUACAAAUUUGGAAGACUUUGAUCACAAUCUUGUUAUCGUCAAAUCAUUCAAUGUGAUUUACAAGAUUAAACAACCAUUAAAAUGAGAA
Lytechinus pictus (painted urchin) is the source of this 2541-nucleotide messenger RNA. RefSeq names its product histamine N-methyltransferase B-like. Bases 93 to 953 code for a protein of 286 amino acids. The transcript is spliced from 3 exons. The record is from RefSeq and is a predicted model, not a curated record. NCBI's taxonomy places the organism in Eukaryota, Metazoa, Echinodermata, Echinoidea, Temnopleuroida, Toxopneustidae.